AUAAUAACGAUGAGAUGAAAGAACAGUUUUCAGACAUGGAAAGAAGAUGACGAUGAAGGGUGAACUGAAAAUCAUCGCCAUAGUUUCAAUGGCUUUGGUGCAUCAGUUGUACAUGUGUGAAUCAAGCAACUCCCUCCACCCUCUCAUCCUCAUCCCCGGAGCUGGUGGGAACCAAUUGGAAGCUCGCCUCACCAAAGACUACAAAUCCUCCACCUUAUUUUGCAGCCGUUGGAAUCCAAUCAUGAAGGACUCACAAGGUUGGUUCAGGCUUUGGUUCAGCCCUACUGUUCUGUUGGCUCCAUACACAGAUUGCUUUGCUCACCGGAUGACACUUCAUUAUGACAAAGAUUCGGAUGAUUACAGAAAUGAAAUUGGUGUUCAAACUAGAGUCAAUCAGUUUGGAUCAGUCCAGUCUCUUCUCUACCUCGAUCCCAAUCUCAAGAAGAUCACAACAUAUAUGGCCGGGCUGGUGAAUUCUUUAGAAGCAAUUGGGUACGUUAGAGACAAGACCCUAUUCGGAGCACCCUAUGAUUUUCGAUAUGGUUUGGCUCCAGAAGGUCAUCCCUGUGAAGUGGGUUCCAAGUUCCUCAAGGAUCUAAAAGAAUUGGUGGAGAAAGCAAGCAAUUCAAAUGGGGGGAAAUCAGUAAUACUGGUGACUCAUAGCUUAGGGGGACUUUUCGCCCUCCAAUUUCUCAAUCGAAACACACCCUCUUGGCGUAGGCACUUCAUCAAACACCUUGUGACCUUGUCUACACCAUGGGGUGGAUCAGUGGAAGGGAUGCGCACAUUCGCAUCAGGGAACACACUCGGCGUCCCACUCGUCGAUCCAUUGCGUGUUAGAACAGAGCAACGGAGUUCUGAAAGCAAUCUAUGGCUAUUGCCCAACCCCACAAUCUACAAACACAAUAAGCCGAUAGUAAUGACUCAAUAUUAUAACUACACAGUGGAGGAAAUACCUCGUUUUCUGAAGGAUAUUGGAUUUGAGGAAGGUGUUUAUCCUUACGAAUCUCGCAUUUUGCCACUCAUCGAACAUUUUGAAGCACCUGGGGUGGAUUUAACUUGUGUAAUUGGAGGGGGUGUGAAGACGCCGGAGACUCUGUUGUACGGCGAAAAGGGGUUCGAUGAACAGCCGGAAAUGGGCUAUGGGGAUGGAGAUGGGACGGUGAAUAUGGUGAGCUUGCGGGCGCUUGAGAAAUUAUGGGCAGAGGAGAAGAAUCAAACGCUGGAAACGAUCGAGCUUCCGGGUGUUUCUCAUAAAUCCAUUUUGGAUAAUAGAGAUGCUUUGGAUGUAAUAAUUAGGGAAAUUUCUCGCAUAAAUUCUAUGGCCUCUCGGCUGCGGCCGCACACAUCUUGAGGCUUCAUUUUGUUGACAUAAAAUGAAAAAAAUACAAACAUUUUGUUGACAUAAAAAAGUUUAAAA
This is a messenger RNA of Cucumis sativus (cucumber), 1420 nucleotides long. RefSeq names its product lecithin-cholesterol acyltransferase-like 1. Bases 47 to 1354 code for a protein of 435 amino acids. Gene Ontology annotation, biological process: lipid metabolic process. The record is from RefSeq and is a predicted model, not a curated record. The transcript has 2 exons. NCBI's taxonomy places the organism in Eukaryota, Viridiplantae, Streptophyta, Magnoliopsida, Cucurbitales, Cucurbitaceae.